AGAAGAAGAGGGUCAACAGAAAAAAAACAACAAGAGAUUGUGGCAUAAAAAAUAUAACGCAGCAAACUAUUUCUCCCUUUUUUUAUUUUUACGAACGCGUGGAUUUAUUUCUAUUACCACCAUGUCGCGUGCUGUAUUAAAGGAUUCACCAAAUGCGGCUUUGGACAAAACGUUGUUGCAAAAAUAUCUUGACCUGCCACAACCGGAAAAUGCAACUCAAGUAAGAUACAUAUGGAUCGAUGGAACUGGCGAAAACGUGAGAUCUAAAACCCGAACUUUGGAUUUUGUGCCUAAAAGUCCUUCUGAAAUACCAGAGUGGACUUAUGACGGUAGCUCGACGUAUCAAGCGCAAGGAAUCAACAGUGAUAUCUAUCUUUCUCCUGUAGCGCUUUACAAUGAUCCAUUCCGACGUGGUAACAAUAAACUGGUACUCUGUGACACCUAUAACAGCGAUAGACAACCAACAAAAUCAAACCAACGCUACUUAUGCAAUCACGCAAUGCAAGCAGCUAGAAACGAAGACCCUUGGUUUGGUAUUGAACAGGAAUAUACCCUUUUGGACAUCGAUAAAAAGCCAUUAGGUUGGCCUAAAAAUGGUUUCCCAGGUCCUCAAGGUCCGUAUUAUUGCGGCGUUGGUGCGGAUAAGGUCAUGGCUCGUGAAAUUGUCGAGGCUCAUUAUAGGGCAUGUAUUUAUGCCGGUGUUAAAAUUGCCGGUACUAAUGCCGAAGUUAUGCCAUCCCAAUGGGAAUUCCAAGUAGGUCCCUGCAGUGGUAUCAAAAUUGGCGACGAUCUAUGGAUCGCAAGAUUUAUUCUUCAUUACGUUGCCGAAGAAUACGGUGUUAUCGUUAGUUUUGAUCCAAAACCGGUCGAGGGUCAAUGGAACGGAGCUGGUGCUCAUGCCAAUUUCUCUACGAAAACUAUGCGUUCCGAAAACGGUAUUUCAGAAAUCGAAAAGGCAAUCGAUAAGCUCAGCAAACAACACCUUAGACAUAUCCAAGCCUACGAUCCACGUGGAGGAAAAGAUAAUGAGCGUAGAUUGACCGGCCAAUGCGAAACCAGCAGUAUUCACGAUUUCAGCGCUGGCGUAGCUAAUCGUACCGUCAGUAUUCGUAUACCUCGUGGUGUAGCCGAAGAUAAGAAGGGCUACCUCGAGGAUAGAAGACCCAGCAGUAAUUGCGAUCCUUAUGCUGUGUGCAAUGCUCUUGUACGCACUUGCAUUCUCAACGAGUAAACAGAGUAUUUUGAUACACUUUGAAAACUUCUACUAUUUGUAGAUGUUACACGCACUUGGCCCGGUUAAAUGAUUUUUAGCUAGUAGUAAAAUAGAAUCCUGAAAGAUCUGGG
This is a messenger RNA of Polistes canadensis, 1344 nucleotides long. RefSeq names its product glutamine synthetase 2 cytoplasmic (gene Gs2). The transcript has 3 exons. Lineage: Eukaryota; Metazoa; Arthropoda; Insecta; Hymenoptera; Vespidae. Gene Ontology annotation, molecular function: glutamine synthetase activity. Gene Ontology annotation, cellular component: cytoplasm. The record is from RefSeq and is a predicted model, not a curated record. Bases 122 to 1231 code for a protein of 369 amino acids.